Lotus japonicus is the source of this 447-nucleotide messenger RNA. RefSeq lists its product as uncharacterized. Gene Ontology annotation, molecular function: zinc ion binding. NCBI's taxonomy places the organism in Eukaryota, Viridiplantae, Streptophyta, Magnoliopsida, Fabales, Fabaceae. The coding region runs from base 1 to 447 and encodes 148 amino acids. The record is from RefSeq and is a predicted model, not a curated record. The transcript has 2 exons.
AUGUCUCAAAUGUCAAGGGAAUCUCGUUCUAGUGCUAGAUCUUCUUCAAGCUUUUCUGUUCGACGAAGAAUGAUUCGUAAUGGGAAGUGUUUCUGUGGAGACAGGGUAGUUUUCCUCACUUCCCACACUGGUAUUAACCCAAAUAGGGAUUUCUGGAGAUGUCGACAUUUCUUGAAACCAAAUGACUGUGGGUUCUUUCUUUGGGAUGAUGAGGCUGGCUUAGAAGCUUAUGAAAGACAAAAUUUGUUGAAACUCGUGAAGAUAUCUGAUGAAUUGGCUGAUAUGAAGAGGAUUUUGGAGGAUACAAAGAGGGAAUUAGAGGAAACCAAGAACAAGCUGGUUGAUUCGAACAAAAAAUUGGAGGAUAGAAAGAAUUUGACAAUUUUGACUUGUGUACUGUUGUGUGUACUUUUAGUAUGGGCUGUAGCUGGAAUGAUAUUGUAUUGA